AGAGAUCUUGAUGCAGCUGCCAUUUUGGAUUUCUUUUUAAUAAUGUGUGACCCUUCACCUUUGAUCCCCUGACCUGCAUUAUCUUGCUAAGAAUUCUUUGAAAGUUUGCAGCAGAUUUUUGAGUAUUUCCAAACGCUUGGAAGCAGCCGAGUCGUCCGUUUUGGUAGAUGAUGGGAUCUUCGACCCAUUCUUAGCCGCAAUAAGUGCAUGUACGUUUGUAGACAACUGAGAACCGCAAUGUUGUGUUGAAGGCUUUGAAAAGGCCUCUAGGGAGAUCACAGAACAUAGAAGAACAGAGCUGGAUGGGACCUUGGAGGUCUUCUAGUCCAACCCACUGCUCCAGCAAGAGACCCGUUGCAGGCAAAUGGUUGUCCUGUCUCUUCUUGAGGACCUCCGGUGACGGAGCACCCAAAACCUCUGCGGUCCUUGGUACUCUCUGAGCUUGGUGACUUUCUUGUGGACGUUUCAUGGCCCAACUAGGAAAUCGCUGCCUACCUAAUAACAUUCGAAAAGCAUGAAGAAUGGCUAACAACUUCCCCUAAGACCAGGCCCCAAAAUGGUUCUAUGAUCCUCUACAACAGGAAGAAGGUGAAAUACCGCAAAGAUGGAUAUUGCUGGAAAAAACGGAAAGACGGCAAGACCACCAGGGAAGACCACAUGAAGCUGAAGGUUCAAGGCGUGGAGUGUCUCUACGGCUGCUACGUCCACUCGUCAAUCAUCCCCACGUUCCACCGAAGGUGCUACUGGCUGCUUCAGAAUCCAGAUAUCGUGCUGGUGCACUACCUGAAUGUCCCCGCCAUCGAAGACUGCGGGAAGCCGUGUGGUCCCAUCCUCUGCUCCAUCAACACGGACAAGAAGGAGUGGGCGAAAUGGACCAAGGAAGAGCUGAUUGGCCAACUGAAGCCCAUGUUUCAUGGCAUCAAAUGGACAUGCAGCAAUGGGAACAGCAGCUCCGGCUUUUCAGUCGAACAGCUGGUGCAACAGAUCCUGGACAGCCACCAAACGAAGCCGCAACCUCGGACGCACAAUUGCCUCUGCACCGGCAACCUGGGGGCCGGGAGCAGCGUGCAUCAUAAGUGCAACAGUGCCAAACACCGCAUCAUCUCCCCCAAGGUCGAGCCGCGGUCAGGGGGCUACAGUGCCCACUCGGAGGUGCAGAACAAUGACGUCUCGGAGGGCAAGAACGAGCACAGCCACAGCAAAUCCUGCAACCGGGAGAAAAGGAACGGCAAAGUGGCCAAACCAGCCCUCCUGCACCAGAACAGCACCGAAGUCUCCUCUACCAAUCAAGUGGAAGUUCCAGACACGACCCAAAACUCUCCGGUCAGCAUCAGUAGCGGGUUGAAUAGCGACCCAGACGUAGCAGACAGUCCAGCGGUCACAGGCGUCUCCAGCAUGGCGGUGGCUUCGGUGAUGGGCAACUUGUCCCAAAACACCACCGUUUUCAUGUCCGACAUUAGCAGCGAGGCCGUCUACACAAUGUCCCCCACCGCUGGGCCGAAUCAACACCUUCUCUCCUCCGACGCGGCCGCCCAAGGGCUGGUGCUGGCGGUCAGUUCCGACGGCCACAAGUUCGCCUUCCCCACCGCCAGUAGCUCCGACGGCCUCUCCAUGUUGCCCGCCAGCGUCUCCGAAGAACUCGUGCUGUCCACCACGCUCGAGACCAACAGGAAGAUGCCAGAAACCACCAUGAACUUUGACCCGGAUUGCUUCCUGAACAACCCCAAGCAAGGGCAGACGUACGGAGGAGGAGGACCCAAAGGAGAAGGUCUCAGCGGCAACAUUCGACAAUCGCCCACCUCGGAUCGGGGCUUCAAUUUCAACGCAGCCCUCACCAAGGAGAUCAAGACAGAAGACACCUCCUUCGAGCAGCAGAUGUCCAAAGAAGCUUUCUCCUCUUCUUCAUCGUCCAACUCGCUGACCCUGAGCACAGCCUCCAGCCUCCUUCCCUCGGGCGGAGGACUCAGCCCCAGCACCACCCUGGAACAAAUGGACUUUAGCGCCAUCGAUUCCAACAAGGAUUACUCGUCGGGGUUUAACCAAGCGGUGCAGAGUCCACAUGUCCACCAAACGCCUUCCCCGAGCUUCUUCCUUCAAGAUAGCAAAGCGCUCCCUCUGGAGCAAAACGCCCACAGUAGCCUGAGCGACGCGAGCAGCUCUUUCGUCACCCCUCUGGCCCUCCCCAGUGUCAAGACAGAGGCCUCCUCCCAGAACACCUCCAACUGCAACGGCACAGUGGAGGCCCGGAUUGAGUCCACCUCUUCGCUCCAACUCAUGCAGUUCCAGGCCAACUUCCCGUCCAUCACGACCGAAGGGGAGGUCCCGAUGGAGACCUCGCCGCAGGCGGAAGGGAACGAGAAUCUGCUCAAAUCAGGGGAGCUCCAGUCCUGCGGGGCCGAGCACUACAUGCAGCCCGAGGCCAACAGUAGCUUGAGGAACGGGGGCAACCUCCCCAUCCUCCAGGGGAACAUGGUGCAGGGUCUCUACCCCGUGGCCCACCCGAGCUUGAACAACUCGUCCAACAUGGAGCUCAGCUUGGACCACUUCGAUAUCUCCUUCAGCAAUCAGUUUUCUGACCUGAUCAACGAUUUCAUUUCGGUGGAAGGGGGCGGCAACGCCCUGUACGGGCACCAGCUGGUCUCUGGGGAGAACGCCGGGCUGCCCCAGACCGAGGAGGGCAGCCGGGCAACCUAUGGCCAGGCCGAGAUGUGCAUUCCUUGCUGCAGCCCGCAGCAAGCGAACCUGAAUCUCGGUAGCACGGAGAACGGGGCCAGCCCGAUGACCUACAUGCACGUCACCGAGGUGGUCUCGGCAGCGGCCGCUGCAGCCCAAGGCACCCUGGGCAUGCUCCAGCAGAGCGGCCGGCUCUUCAUGGUGACCGAUUACUCCCCCGAGUGGUCGUAUCCUGAGGGCGGUGUGAAGGUCUUGAUCACCGGAUCCUGGCAAGAAGCCAGCAAUAACUACAGCUGCCUCUUUGACCAGAUCUCCGUGCCGGCCUCGUUGAUUCAGCCAGGGGUGCUGCGUUGCUAUUGCCCAGCUCACGACACGGGCCUCGUCACUCUGCAGGUGGCUUUCAACAACCAGAUCAUUUCCAAUUCGGUGGUUUUCGAAUACAAGGCCCGGGCAUUGCCAACCCUUCCUUCUUCUCAACAUGACUGGCUCUCCCUGGAUGAUAACCAGUUCAGGAUGUCUAUUCUGGAACGACUUGAACAGAUGGAGAGAAGGAUGGCGGAGAUGACCGCAUCCCAGCAGCACAAGCCAAGCGGGGGCAACAGCGGCGCCAACGGAGGUAGCCAAGCACAGUGCAUCUCCGAGGCCGCCAGCUUGGGCACCUGCUUUGAGAGCCGGGUUGUGGUGGUGUGCGAGAAGAUGAUGAGCCGAGCUUGCUGGGCCAAAUCCAAGCACUUGAUCCACUCCAAGACUUUCCGGGGAAUGACUCUCUUGCACCUCGCGGCUGCCCAGGGCUACGCUACCCUCAUCCAGACGCUCCUCAAAUGGCGCACCAAACACGCCGACAGCAUCGACCUGGAACUGGAAGUUGAUCCGCUGAAUGUCGACCACUUUUCCUGCACGCCGCUGAUGUGGGCCUGCGCUCUGGGUCACACAGACGCCGCCGUGGUCCUCUACAAGUGGGACCGCCGGGCCAUCUCCAUCCCCGACUCGCUCGGGAGGCUCCCGCUGACCAUCGCCCGCUCCCGCGGCCACGUCAAGCUGGCCGAGUGCCUUGAGCAGCUGCAGAGGGAGGAGCAGUCGCAACUCCGGCCGUCCCCUCGCCUCCCCUGCCCCUCGCAGGAAGAGCCCAGCGGCGAGAACUGGACGGCCCAGUGGCCCAGCAAAAUCAUCGCCUCUCAGGACCAGCAAAAGGGCAUCACCGUCAUCUCCAACUCCAACACCGAACUGCGACGUCCUCGGUCCGAACCGUCCAGUUACUACAGCAGCGAGAGUCAGAAGGAUUACCCAGCGCCCAAAAAACACAAACUGAACCCCGAUUACUUCUCCACGAGGCAGGAGAAGCUCCUGUCCACCGCCCUGAGCCUGGAGCAGCCCAGCGGCCGGAAGCCCACCCCCGGCGCCAAGCCGUCUCUGUCCGAGACAAUCAGCCCCAGGCACGGGGCCCAGGACUACACCCGGGAGCUGGUCCCCAACUUGAUGGGCUACCGCAGCACCAAGUGGGCGCCGAAGGAGACCUACCUGGGCAUGCCGGGCGUGCAGGUGACCGGCAGCCCUGCAGGAGUGGCCUUGGGGAAGGACUCCGGAGCCCAGCGGCUGCAUCAGCGAGAACAGAUGAGCGUGCUCAUGAUGGCCGACAGGGACGUGGCCGAGGUGGAACUGCUGUCCUUCCGCGGUGCCUCCCAGGGGGAAGAAUGCCUGCACCACAUGGAUGAUUUGCAGGUCACCAUGAUGACCCUGGCCGAGCACAUCAUUGAAGCCACCCCGGAGAGGAUCAAGCAGGAGAAUUUUGUGCCGGCCGAAGAGGCCUCCCAAGUGGAACGGACGGACAGGGCCGCCCUUGGCACCUCGAUGAGCUGGCUGGCCGGUUACCUGGCCGACGUCGACCGCUUGCCCAGCGCUGCUCAGAUAAGAAGUCUCUACGGCGGAUGCCUGACCCCCUCGCCCCACUCCAGCCUCAGCCCCUCCAGCUCGCCGGUCAGUGAGAUGGCUUUUGAGAAGCCCAGCCUCCCUUCGGCCACCGACUGGUCCGAGUUCCUAAGCGCCUCCGCCAGUGACAAGGUGGAAAACGAGUUUGCACAGCUGACUCUCUCCGACCACGAGCAAAGAGAGCUCUACGAAGCUGCCAAGCUGGUCCAGACGGUCUUCAGGAAAUACAAGGGGCGUCCCCUCCGGGAACAACAGGAAGUGGCCGCAGCCGUCAUUCAGCGUUGUUACCGGAAAUACAAGCAGCUUACUUGGAUAGUCUUGAAGUAUGCACUUUAUAAGAAGAUGAUCCAAGCUGCCAUCUUGAUCCAGAGCAAAUUCCGAAGCUAUUACGAGCAGAAGAAAUUCCAGCAGAGCCGAAGAGCAGCUGUCCUCAUCCAGCAAUUUUAUCGCAGCUACAAAGAAUUCGGCAAGAAGAGGCAAAACCGCCGGACCGCGGCCCUCGUGCAGCAGAAGCUCAGAAGCAGCCUGCUCACCAAGAAACAGGACCAAGCUGCUCGAAAGAUCAUGCGGUUCUUACAGCGCUGUCGCCACAGCCCUCUCAUGGACCAUAGACGGUACAAAAGGGCACUGAUGACGUUUCCUAGUCUGGUCAUGAAAAGUCCACAGAAGAGCAACCAAGCUCAGAGAACAUCAGGAACCCAGUCGUUCAACUCUGAGCAUCUAAAAUUGUCAAGGGACAACUAGCGAAAGACUCGAAAAAGGAACUUGAAGAACGAGACCCCGGUGACGGCAGCAUCCCAUAGGAGCGCAAGGGGGGGGGGAGCUGUUGUGUUUUCAGACUGUUUCCAUUUUUUUUUCUGUUUUCAGCAGAAACAUGCAACGACAAUUUCAACAAAAAAAAUGAUUUUGAUUAUUUAAAAAAACAGAACAAAAAAAAAAACACUUGACUGCUGCAGCCGAGAAAAUAUCGGCUGUAGGAUUUUAACGGUAAUGUUUAGUCAUUACAUUUGCACUUUCACGGACAAUUUUUAAUUUGUUCAGCAAAAGGCAUCUUUGGAACUCAACUCUUUGAUUGGAUCAUCGGGGGUGGGGUGGGCUGGUGGGGAGGGGGGGGAGAAAAGAGCGACACCCGGAAGGCGUUUUUUUCCCAUGAGUUUUCUUUCAUUCCUCUUCGAAAGGAGUCACGACAAAGCAAUCGAUUUUAUCAUGAUGGGUUGUUGUUGUUUUGGGGUUUUUUUUGGUCAUAUAGGGCUGUACUCAAAAAAAAACAACAACGAAAAAUCCAUGUUGUGGAACUGUACAAAUACAAUACCAAAAAAAAAACCAAAAAAAAGAAAGAAAAGAGAAAAAAAAAUUGCGCAAAAACCACCCACCCUCCCCACGAAUCCGAGAACGGCAAAAAUUCUGUCGCCCCCCCCCCCUUUUUUUUUUUCCAAGACACAUUGUGAAUUUUGUCCUUUGGGAAUCUCUCGGAUCACUUUCUGUCUCGCCUGCUCAUUCCACCUCCAUCCCUUUCGCUCGUCCAUCUUUCCGUUCUUUGUCGAGAACCAACAAAAGGCCGUCAAGGCUGCCACCCUUUCGAUCGGCUUUAUUUUUUUCACAAAGAUAUUCCCCCCCCCCACCCAAUUUUUGUUUUAAUUUUUCCAGGAAGCAUCAGUGUUUUUUAAGGCAAACGGGUAUUUAAUGCGGGGUGGGGUUAGGGUGCCGAGAGAGAAUUGGGGUGAACAGCUCAAGCAAACUGUUCCUUUAUUGGUGUCUUUUCUCUCUCUCUCUGGAAAGCCUUCAAGUCUAUCAACUGCCAUAUGCACUUCUCAUGUUUCGCACUUUAUUUUCUGGCCUUACUUCACAUAAGAUUUUUACUUAUUUAAUUGCGAUGAUUUGUAAAGCAUUUUUGGUAACGUUGCAGACCUCUCGUCCGACUUAAGUCAAGUGCAGGGUUUGCUAAUUGGACAGGACUGAUCACCGAAGGGAGAACUGUGGUGCUGCGUUCCGCCCAGUAAAAUUUAUUCUUUUGGCUACUUCAUCAAAAACCAACCAACCAACCAACAAACAAACAAAAAGAAGGAAGAGAAAGAAAGAAAGAAAGAAAGAGAAAGAAAGAAAGAAAGAGAAAGAAAGAAAGAAAGAAAGAAAGAAAGAAAGAAAGAAAGAAAGAAAGAAAGAUCAAAAUCUAGGCAGUUUCUGUAUAUAGAGAGAAGGUUAGAAAUGGCAAUGAAACAUAAAUAUUUGAAGGGGAAUAUAUUGAUUAAUUGCUAAAUAUUUUAUUCACAAAGGGUCAAUAACUUGGCAAGAGAAAUUUGCGUAUUUGUAUAGUUUUGUCUGAAUGAACGAGAAAAAAAAGUGUGGAUGUUUGUACAUAUUGUAUAUAUUAAAACAGAUGUGCAUGAAUUCAAGGAGAAAAGAAAUGAAAAAAAAGCAAAGCAUUAGUGGCUUAUGGUCUGUAAAAUGAAACAAAAACUUUAUUUCACUAUAAGAAACUUUAUUUUAAAUGUUCUUUAGAAGAACAUUUUGCUAAAGCAUGAAUAAACUGCAGAAGCAAAAAGAGCUAAUGUAUUUAGACUUAGGAAAAAAAGGCAAAGUAACAUUACUUUAAAAAAGAGAUAUGUUUACAUUUGAUUUUGGCUACCAGGAGUUUUUAAAUUUCUUUUAACCUUCUUGGUUAUCUUUUUUUUAAAAAAAAUUAUUUUGUUUCUUAUUCUAUUUAAUUUCUCUCUUUUUUUUUGCCAAUGGUGCCAAGUAAAGUGAAUGCUAAUAUUGCUUAACGAAAAAAAAAUUAAGUUAUUUUGCAAAGCAGAUAAUCAUAAGAAUUCAAAAUUGUAUCUAGAUUAACACCAUACACUCACUCCGAUAAAGAACACUUAGAAUGAACAUAAAACUUUAAAAAAAAAUUAAAAAAAUAAAAAGAAAUAGUACGAAAGUAGAAAAAAAAAGUUUCACAUGUCCAUAUUUCCUGCUGAAAGUCAGACGAUGUACUAAAAAUUGCACAAAAAAUUUUUAAAGUUUAAAACUGAAAAAAAGAGAGAGAAUAAUAAUAAUAAAAAGAUGCAAAGGAUAUGUAGGGGUGUCAUGGUAUAUUUGCUAUUUCCAGCGAGAAAGAGAGAGAAAGAGAGAAAGAGCAGCCAAAGAAAACUCUUCAAAAUUCAUCCUUUUUUUGACAAAUUUAAAUGCAGUUCGCUGGGAGACCUUGGCACUGUGUGGUUGCAGGCGAGGAAGCUGGAGUCCUCGCUUUGGCUUCCUGAGGUCUUGCGUCGCUUGCUGGGACCAGUUGGCCUUCUGGAAAGCAAAUUGGAUCUUGCAUGAUCCCAGUUUCCAGAUUCAAAUGUUCUAUUUGUCUCUGGAGGGCUGGUUGUGAGGACAGGUGAGUCCUCGCCCUUCUGCAAAACAUCGCUCAACCUGCAAACGGGGAGACCUCUGGCUUGGCCUGGGAUCCUGGUGCCUUCUCUAGCCUUUGCGAUUGUUUCCCUCCCUCCCUCUCUCUCUCUCUCUCUCUUUUGAACCACUUCCGUUCACUGCCAGGACCGACCGAGACCCCAGGGGGUUGUGUGGUUGUCUUGCCGUACACGCUCGCUGCUCUGCGGCGGUGGUUGGCCAUUUCAACCCGCAAAACGAAUCGAUCCAGAAUCCUUAAACCCCUCCACCCCACGCUGAAGCCACAUCAACCACUAUGUCAGGGACCUUCUUCAGAUGCUCCCUCAACCCUCUCUGGAUAGCGGCAGAGACUCCAGUGUCUACUAGGAUUGCCACAACAUCUGAAGAAGGUCCUUCAUGUGUGGCUGACCAGACAGAGGAGAACCCCCAACUUUGGCUGAGCGUUAGCUACUACCUUCCUUUGGAUGGACGUGGCUUUUCCUGCCCGUAAGGUUGACCUCAGGAGUGAUUGGCAAGCCAGGGUCCUGUUGGCCAGAGAGAGUUGUAGCAUCUCAAGGUGUCCCACCAUCAUUCCUUCCAGAUCCAGACUUGACCGGUGGGCAGCCUGUCUUGUGGUGGACCAUAGGCUGCCUGCAAGGCGAGUUGACCGCAGGCCCCAUGCACCACCACCCGUGCCCAUGUCCCAGUUUUGUGGAAUUGGUGCCACUCUCUUUGGGCCCGUUCGAUGACUGUGUCAUGCUUCGGGGCAUGUCCCUCCUUGCAGGACUCCGUUGUCAGGAUGGUGCCUCAGGUCCCCUCCUGUCCUGAAAACCAGAUUGGGGAACCCUCUUGUGUCCCCCCCACACACACAAACAAAAUCCGGAAUUGCUCCAUUGUGUGACUUCGCUUGUGUGAAACGAAGGACUCUGCACGAACGAAAUGCAGAAUAUAACAUGAACCCCCUCUGUUGCACGCUUUCGUGGCAGUUCCACACCAUAGUUGGUGCCCAAAACGGAGGUGGGGGGGAAGGGGAAUCCCUGAGACUUGCAUGUAAACCUAGUUAUAGAUGUCUCCUUUUGUAAGUUUUAUUUUUGUAACUCUGCAUGUUAAAAAGCAUCACUGAACCAAUGGAUCUGUUGAAGAACUCAACUGCUGGAAAUCAUGCAAAAUGUUUUGAAUUGCCCUUAAAAUAUGGAAAAUGUUUUCUGAAUGCUUUAUAUUCUUUCUGCUGUAAAUUAAAAAAGAAAAAGAAAAGAAAAAGAAAA
Messenger RNA from Crotalus tigris (Tiger rattlesnake), 9212 nucleotides. RefSeq names its product calmodulin binding transcription activator 1 (gene CAMTA1). Bases 565 to 5343 code for a protein of 1592 amino acids. The record is from RefSeq and is a predicted model, not a curated record. NCBI's taxonomy places the organism in Eukaryota, Metazoa, Chordata, Lepidosauria, Squamata, Viperidae. Gene Ontology annotation, biological process: regulation of transcription by RNA polymerase II. Gene Ontology annotation, molecular function: protein binding; double-stranded DNA binding; transcription coregulator activity. The transcript is spliced from 25 exons. Gene Ontology annotation, cellular component: nucleus.